AAAAAAAAGAAGGAGACUAACCAAUUGGAGAAGGUUCGAAUAUAUCGUAACAGCCACUUCAUCAAUGACGUCACAAAUUUCAUGAACAUAUUUAAAGACCAAAGAUUUCGUUUUCCUUGUAUUUUAUUUGAAAGACAUUUUUGCCUAUUUCAUUCAUAUUUUGCUUUUAAAACGAGAAUUAUAAUUCUUCGACUCCGUGGGAUAAGUUUUCUAAAAAAUCGAAGAAAGAUCGAUGGCUCUAGAUAUCUGCGUGAAGGUUGCCGUCGGUGCUCCUGAUGUUCUCGGCGACUGUCCGUUUAGCCAACGUGUUCUUCUGACACUUGAGGAGAAGAAGCUUCCCUACAAGACCCAUCUGAUUAACGUCUCCGACAAACCCCAAUGGUUCUUAGACAUUAGUCCAGAGGGGAAAGUUCCGGUGGUGAAGCUUGAUGGCAAAUGGGUGGCUGAUUCUGACGUAAUUGUUGGACUUCUUGAAGAGAAAUAUCCAGAGCCUUCUCUCAAGACUCCUCCUGAAUUUGCUUCUGUAGGAUCCAAAAUCUUUGGUGCUUUUGUGACUUUCUUGAAGAGCAAAGACGCUAAUGACGGAUCCGAGAAGGCUUUGGUUGAUGAGUUAGAAGCGUUGGAGAAUCACUUGAAGACACAUUCUGGUCCUUUUGUAGCUGGAGAGAAGAUUACUGCAGUGGAUUUGAGUUUAGCACCAAAGCUUUACCAUCUUGAGGUUGCUCUUGGUCAUUACAAGAACUGGUCUGUCCCUGAGAGCUUGACCAGUGUUCGUAACUACGCCAAGGCUUUGUUCUCUAGGGAGUCGUUUGAGAACACCAAGGCUAAGAAAGAGAUUGUGGUUGCGGGUUGGGAAUCGAAGGUGAAUGCGUGAUGUGGAUCCAUGCUUCUCUAGUUAAUGUUGCUUUAGAACUAUUCUUCACUGAAUAAUAAGAAUGCACGAGUAUGUGUGUGUUCUUGUUUUUGUUAGAGUUGGUUAUCAAUAAUGAUGCGAUAAAGCAGCAUAUCUUUUUUUGAUAAUAUACACCUCUUAUUCAAUUUGGUAUUACAGUCC
Messenger RNA from Arabidopsis thaliana (thale cress), 1054 nucleotides. It is a transcript of the gene DHAR2, whose product is annotated as dehydroascorbate reductase 2. Gene Ontology annotation, cellular component: cytosol. Lineage: Eukaryota; Viridiplantae; Streptophyta; Magnoliopsida; Brassicales; Brassicaceae. Gene Ontology annotation, molecular function: glutathione dehydrogenase (ascorbate) activity; glutathione transferase activity. Gene Ontology annotation, biological process: L-ascorbic acid metabolic process; cellular oxidant detoxification; ascorbate glutathione cycle. The transcript has 3 exons. The record is from RefSeq and is marked reviewed. The coding region runs from base 233 to 874 and encodes 213 amino acids.